AUGUCGACUAUUAGAAACCGACUAGCCUUGCUCAAGAUGAUCCUGGCGCGACUUCCGCUUGCCCUGAAAACGAUAGUCUGCCAUGGCCUACGUCUUUCGCCGGUGUCAAAAAAGCAAGACCUACGCACGGAAUUGCUGGUGGCUAUUAUUCGCACUUUCAUGGACGAAUCCUUGUCAGUCAGUGAGCAACAGCGCAGGUCCAUGAGAGAUCCAGGCAUCAAGGGACCCAUGUGGAUAUCUAAAGUUACAAUAUCAGCACCAGGAGAUGCAGUUCGUGCUGCGGUUCUUCAAGCUGUCGAUACAUUGUCGGAAAGUGGAAUAUCACAGGCAUUCGAAGUGCCAGCUGUUAUUCCCGUGGAGGCAGAAUGGACAGGAUAUCGUGGGGGAGUGGACAAGAAUGCUCCGCAACCAGAUAUCUCAGAGAAGGAGAAAUAUGAAGCAUUGGAAGCUGAGGCAAAAUCAGAUAUGGUCAUUCUAUACAUUCAUGGUGGAGCUUUAUGCCUCAUGGAUCCUUGCACGCAUAGGGUACCCGUGGCACAUAUUUGUAAACUAACAGGAGCCCGAGUUUUGUCCGUUCGAUAUCGCUUAGCUCCUCAAAACCCAUUUCCAGCAGCUCUGGUUGACAUCCUUACCGCUUAUUUGGCACUCAUUCACCCUCCACCUGGUUCAUUUCAUGAACCAAUCCCUGCCGAUAAAAUUAUAAUAUCUGGAGAUUCCGCAGGGGGGAACCUUAGUCUGGCACUGUUGCAGACUCUUCUUACUCUAAAGAGGGGUUUGUCAACAGUACGAUUCCAUAAUAAAGUUGUCUCUAUCGAACUACCAGCAGGUGUGGCACUGCAUUCACCAUGGUGUGAUAUCACGCGGUCCAUGCCGUCGAUUUUUGAGAAUGCGAAAUACGACUAUAUCCCUCCGCCGUACGAACCGGUAAAAGCAAUGUACCACCCUAUACCAAGUCUCCCUGAUGAAUUCUGGCCGCAGAAUCCUCCUCGCAGCGACUAUUAUUGCAACUCCAAUUUAGUAAUACACCCACUGGUAACACCUCUCGCUUGCUCCACAGACCUCUGGAAAGGGGCACCUCCAGUAUAUGUCACCAUCGGCGAGGAAAGUCUUGCAGAUGAGGGUUUACUAACAGCGCGCAAAAUUCAUCAAGCUGGCGUUCCUGUUGUAAUUGAGCAAUAUGAAGGAAUGCCUCACUGUUUCGGUCUUAUCAUGAUGGAUUCCGUUCCUGCGAAGGCCUUCAUUCAAGGCUGGUCUCAAUUCUGCCGGGACGCCGUGGCUAGGUCUAUACAUCCAUUGAGCAGCGGAGUUGGAAAUUUGAUCUUUCAUAACGCUGGAUGGCGAUCGACGAAAUUACUACCGUUGGACAAAGUCCAUGGAUUAAUUAAGAGCAUACAUACGAGCUACUUUUUCGCAAACUCGGAAGCUAUCGGUUAUGUCUUACCAUUCAAGUGUCGCACACGUAGGACAUACCAACAUAUCGAAGCUGAGAACGACAAGAUGUCCUCAAAGCGCAGGAUACCUCCCAAACGCUCUCGCAAGGACAAAGUCAUUGAUCGCGAUAAGCGUGUCAAGAUCACCAAUGACAUGAUCUUUCGUCCUGUGAAAGAACCCCGGUACAUGCCACCUUACUUUGCUCAUGAACCUUUGAACCCGAGUUUGUAUGCCGGAGAGAUGGCAAUGUCGAUUUUGCCCGUACCAAACACGAUCUCUUUUCCCUACAAUAUCGAAGCGUAUCAACCGAUUGAAGAUGAGGGAGAUUCAGACGGAGAAAUUGAAAGAAACGUCGAUUUGUGCUUUCCAACAUCGACGAAGGCGACCUCUAACCCAGUGCAAAAUCCAUCCCCAAAAGACCAUCGCAUCGUUGUAGGUGGUCGGCCUGUUGAAGGCAAAGGCAGGAAACUUUGUGCUAUUGAGGAUAUGGAUGAAGACGACAAGUUGUUGUAUUUUCUCAAACUAGCCAAAUGGACCGAGCGUGAGAUCCAUAGCAAGUUUGCGUCUGAGGGGCGAAUAAAUUACAACAUCAAGACAAUUGGCACGCGGUUUUCUCGUAUGCGUCAUUUCAUCAUGGCAGAAAACGACAGACGUUUGGAAGAAGGCAAUGCUGCCUGGCUCGAGGCUGAGGAGAAAGUGUUGCCUCGCGCAGUUGCUUUUGCAGCUGAGCAGAUUGAGAAGGAGCGUUUGGCUCUCGAGCAGCGCAAAUGGGAGUUGGUCUCUGAAUAUAUCCAAAAACGCGAGCCUCUGGCCAUGUACUCUGGCGAAGCUUGUCGUCAACAAUACGAAGCGGUAGGCAAGAAAAAAGGCUCUGGUUCUUGUAAGGACCAGAAGAUCCCGGCUUGGAAGAUGGCAAAAUUGGCCUCUGAUCGUCAGCAGCAAGUGUCAUUACUUGAGCAUUUCAAACGUGCUGUGCGUCCUGAGGUGUAG
Molecule: messenger RNA, 2421 nt
Organism: Talaromyces atroroseus
Lineage: Eukaryota; Fungi; Ascomycota; Eurotiomycetes; Eurotiales; Trichocomaceae
Exons: 7
Coding region: 1-2421 (806 amino acids)
Molecular function (GO): hydrolase activity
Source: RefSeq, a predicted model, not a curated record